AUGGCAAAACCUCCGCUACAACCCACCGCCCCCAAAGCCGCCCCCACACCGAAAAGGCGAAGGCCGCGGCCGCCAGCAAAAAGGGCCCCGCGUCAAGCCUGCCCCACCCUCCGACGUCGGACAGGGUUGAACACGGCCAUCAAGAACCGAAAGAGCGCGGGGGUUUUCGUCGCUGUGGGCCCAAACAAAAAGUACAUCGCGGCCAACUACAAGGUUGACGCCGAAAGCUGGCCCCUUUCAUCAGGAAGUCCCUCAAGUCGGCCGUGGCGUCCGGCGCUCUCACCCGGGCCGAAAGGCAAGGGCCCCCCCGGGCCCUGGGUUCAAACUGUCGGUGAAAUCCCCCCGGAGAAGGAGCCAAUUCCCCGGCAGCAGAGGGCAAAAAGGCCGCCAAGAAAGCCCCGGGCCCAACCCGAAAGGCGGGGGAGAAAAGCCAAAGGGCGGCCAAAAAGCCUGCCCACCAAGAAACCGGCCCCCGCCGCGACCAAAAAGGGCCCGGGCUAA
Homalodisca vitripennis (glassy-winged sharpshooter) is the source of this 501-nucleotide messenger RNA. RefSeq names its product sperm-specific protein PHI-2B/PHI-3-like. Lineage: Eukaryota; Metazoa; Arthropoda; Insecta; Hemiptera; Cicadellidae. The transcript has a single exon. The coding region runs from base 1 to 501 and encodes 166 amino acids. The record is from RefSeq and is a predicted model, not a curated record.